GCGUUACUAAUUUGCUUAUUCAACAAUGGCUGACUUAUAUACACCCUUCCGAAACUAUGUAAAGAAGAUGCUGACCUUUCAAGGAAGAGAAAAGGGAACAGCAAAAGUUUUGAUUCUGGAUAAUGACACGACGCAGUCGAUUUCUGUUGCGUUUUCGCAGAGCGAGAUUCUUGAUUACGAUGUUUUCCUGACUGAAAAGCUUGGAAGUUCUCAUGAGGACAUGAAGCACUUGAUUGCUAUUGUGUUUGUCCGUCCUACGGAUAGCAAUAUCAAACUGCUCUGCAGCGAACUCCGCAAGCCCAAGUACGGCGAGUACCAUAUCUACUUCACGAACAUCUGCCGCCAGGACAAUAUCCAGGAGCUUGCGCGCGCGGACGAGAACUUCAGCGUGAAGGAGAUCCACGAGUUCUACGGGGACUUCAUUCCGAUCGACACGGACCACUACACGCUGAACCUGCUGGACGGUCUGCAGCUGUGCCGCGCGCCCUCGCAGUGGAAGGUCCCGGAGAACCAGAUGUUCCGCCAGGCGACCGACAGCAUCCUGGCCGCCUGCCUGGCGCUCAAGCAGCGUCCCUACAUCCGCUACCAGAGCAGCUCGGAGUCGGCCGGGCGCCUGGCGCGCGAGGUGCUGCACCAGAUCGAGCGCGAAGACCAGCGCGGCACGCUGUUCGAUUACCGCGGGAACUGCCAGCUGGUGAUCAUGGACCGGAAGAGCGACCCGGUGACGCCGUUGCUGAUGCAGUGGCUGUACCUGGGGAUGAUCCACGAGUUCAUGCCGAUCUGGAACAACCGCGUGAAGCUGGCGAGCGGCGGAAAGGAGGAGGAGUUCGUGCUGAACGCGCAGACGGACGAGUUCUUGAAGGCGCACAAGUGGGACAACUUCGGCGACCUCUACACGGCGGUGAAGCAGCAGACGGACGCCUUCGCGGCGGCGGACAAGCGCAAGGACGAGCUGCUGAAGAACGACAUGGCGACCUUCGUGGAGGAGUUCAAGGACUACAAGCUCCUCGAGCUCUCCGCGAAGCGACACAUCUCGCUGGCGUCGGAGCUGGGCCGCAUCGUGAAGCAGCACGGCCUCACCACCAUCUCCGCGCUCGAGCAAAGCCUGGCCUGCAGCAACGACCACGCGAACCAGCUCAAGGAGCUCAUGCGUCUCAUCGAGGACCCCAACACCUCCAAGGAGGACGCCAUCCGCCUCGCCGUUCUCUACGCGCUCCACUACGAGCAGAAGCCCGGCAGCAAGCUCUCCUCCGUGCUCUCCGCGCUGCGCGACCGCGGCAUCAGCGACGACAUGCUCAACAUCGUCAACCUCUUCCUUCGCUUCUCCCCGUCCGGCGAGCGAACGGGCGACCUGUUCGGCGGGAGCGGGCUGGGCGGGCUGGUGUCGGGGCUGGCGAAGUCGAUCAAGGGGAACAGCAACAUCUACACGCAGCAUCAGCCGCUGCUGCAGGACGUGCUGGCGCAGAUCAAGAAGAACAAGCUGAGCGAGACCGACUAUCCCUUCGAGGGCGCGAGCGGGAAUGGCACGCCGAGCGUGGUGGUGGUGUUCUAUGUGGGCGGAACCACGUAUGAAGAGGCGCAUGUGGUGAGCGAGUGGAAUGCCGAGGGAACCAUGCAGGUGGUGCUGGGAGGAACGCAUGUGUUGAAUUCGGAUAUGUUCAUGCGCGCGAUGAAGAGUUUGUAAGGCACUUUUUUAACGAG
This is a messenger RNA of Blastocystis hominis, 1701 nucleotides long. RefSeq lists its product as hypothetical. Gene Ontology annotation, biological process: intracellular protein transport; vesicle-mediated transport. Bases 68 to 1684 code for a protein of 538 amino acids. The record is from RefSeq and is a predicted model, not a curated record. Lineage: Eukaryota; Bigyra; Opalinata; Blastocystidae. The transcript is spliced from 9 exons. Gene Ontology annotation, cellular component: Golgi membrane.